AUGACAAGGCGCCAUCGCUGCCCUCAUAAACCCACAAGGAUUUAUGAUAAUGGACAACAGCCGUGCCUCACAACAGAGUAUGUGGAAAAAUAUCCCAAGUAUAGCAACAUCUCUCCUCCCUGGAGCCUUAAGCCGAAACAAGAGUACCAAGUGCAUCGUGGGAAAAUGGAAGGAAUGACAACAUUUAAAUCUGAUUAUUUACCAUAUGAUAUUGUGAAGCGACCUUUUCGGGUACAAGAAGAACAUAAACCAAAGACGGGAAAGAUAGAACUGGGAACCACAUACCAGAGAGAUUAUAAUGCUCAUAAAAUACAACCAGUGACAAUAGUAAGACCCCUAGAGAGAAAACACACUACAGGAGGAAAAUUGGAUACCAUACCAACCUAUCAAGAUGACUAUAGGUCAUGGGAAGUUCAAAGAAGGGAACCUAGUAAGGUGGAGCAUAUGUACCACCCCCCUACAGAGAAAUUUGGAAAUCCUACUACGUUUCAAGAUGACUUUGUUCCUAGGGAACUGAUUCCCAGACAAAGUUUUAAGCCUCCACGUGUAGCCAAGCUUUCAGAUGUGCCUUUUGAUAGUGCUACUAGUCAUCGCACUUCUUACAUUGCUCAUCAACUGGAACCAAAAUUCGUCAGAUCAAAAGAAGAGUACAAGCCAAGCAACCAACCCUUUGAAGAUCUCACAACCCACCGGAAUGAUUUUAAAGGGCUACCUGGGCAACUUGCAAAAAGCUGCAAGCCUGAAAAUGCAAAAGUUGGGUCCAGUGCUCAAUUUAAUGGAGUCACUGAAUUCCAGGAUCGUUUUCAGCCAUGGUUGGUGUCCUUGCCCGAGGUCCGUAAAACAAAAGAGUACGUGCCACCCCCAGGCAACAUGGAUUUUAACUCCAUGAGCCAUCUUGAUUACAUUAAGCAUGAGAUUUCUCCUGCUGUCCCCGUAAGACCCGUUUCUAAUAGAAGAACCACCAAUGCCCCUUUUCAAGGGAAUACUACUACGAAAGAAGACUUUAAAGCUUGGAGCAUCUGUCGGCAAGAGACUACUAAGAAACAACAGGAAAUUCCAAACCCCACGGGCAAGUUUUAUGAUUUAACUACGUUCAAGUCUCAUUACAUACCCCAUCAGAUCAUUCCGGUUCAAAGUUUCAAACCUGCAUGUGCUGUAGUUCCUAAUUCAGCUCCCUUUCAAGAUGAAACAAUUUAUCGCACAGAAUAUACUCCAAAGAAACAAGAUAUCUGCCCAGCAAAUUACCCAUCUCCUCCAGGUUAUGUCUAUGUAAACACAGAUUCUCAUGGUCACAAAUUCUUCCGCCAGCUUACUCCGGAAUUUUCCAAGUCCAAUAGUAAUCCUAUUCCAAAGGAAGUAGCUGUUGUGUCAUAAUACUUAAAUGCAUUAUUUCAAGCACCCUGGUAAAAUAAUUGGAAUCCUUCUUGUUGUUUCUUGAAUAACACUGAAAGCAAAUUAAAUAAUGCAAAGUCUGCUUUUAAAAGCAUUGCAACUAACAGCUUGAAGAAAAUCAAAGCGAAGCCAGAAGUUUAUUACAAGACUAAUAAAGAUUUGCCAAUUUUCCUAAGAAUAAUGCAUUUCACAUGGCAUCUAUUCUUUUUUGAUUGUGCAUUCUAGUUUUCUUGACUUCACAGAUUUCAUUAUGCUCUAUCUCAAGCAUAUGUAUUGUACAUUUAAUUUUCUGCAUCUGCAAAUCAAAUAAUUGUAUUUGUGACACAGCAAGUAUCUUAUGAUCACAACUUUGUUUUCAUAGUAAGCAAAUCAUGCUAUAAUAAUUAAAUAAUUAGCCCAUCAGUCCAGUCUCUUCAAUAAUUUGAGGAAUCUGAUAAGGUUUUUUCCUUUGUCUUUUGCUGCCCAAACCAUAAGAUAGCAUUCUGUGAUACCUAGGCCUUUCUAAAAAACUGGUUUUAUCUUUACUCAUCAUUACUUUUCCUUCAUUCCGUUCUGAUGAGAGUAUAAAGGUCACACUACAAUUUCUGAUAGCAAUUAACAAGAAGUAACCUUGUUCUUUUUCUGUACACAUGCUUGAAAUCACUCAGACAUAAAGGGCAGGUCAUUAAACUGCCUCCUAAUUUCCUUAAUAGUGCUUUUUCAGCCUUACUACCAAAGGAAAAAAAGCUGAUGCAAAGCUAAGUAUGUGUUCUCCCCACCCAAGAAAUUUUUAAACCCAGUGUGCAAAUUCAACCAAAUUUCACAAAGAGAUUUCAACAACGAUUGUUUUUCGAGUUGCAAGGCAGAUGGUGAGGAAGCAGAGAGAAUCAGGGCUCAAAAAGUUAACAUCCAUCCACCGCAGUUUUUGCUGUCUGAUUUUUAAAGCUAAACAGCCAGUUACCACGGCCAAAGCUCACUGCAGAGGCAGUCUGAAGGGCAAAAUGGCAGAAAACGAAAUGUGUAUGUGGAGAUAACAGAAAAUAGUGUAAACUCUGUUAAAAGAAGUAUCAGCCAAGAUGCAGAAAUCUCUAGAAAGCCUGGCUUCAGUCUGCCUGCUCUCCAAAUAAUUGCUUGUUACAAACACACAAAUUUUUAUACAAUUGUACAUGCAAUGAUUAUGCUUCUGUGUGAGAGACUUAGUCCUUUCUUUAUGUAUCUUCACCUGAUUUGGGGAAAUCAAGGUGAACAGAUUUCAGCCCUGUUCAUGAUUUAAGCAAGUCCCAAUAAACAGUUCCAUGAUCAACAGUACUAUCUUCUAUCACAGUACUCCAGUAUGAUUUUUUUCAGUAUUGCAUAUCUAGUAUUCAUUGGUAUAGAGCAGUUAUUUGGGUUCUGAAGAAAUACGUGUUCAUACCUCAUAAACCACCAAUAAAAGGACUAAGAUCAAUGACGGAAAUGUGUUGCAAGGAGCAACUGGAUUGUAUGCAAGGGAAGAAAGCUGAACUGAAUAUACAGGCUGUGCGUAAAAGCACUGCAUGAGGGAGCUCCAGACAUUAUUAGAGCAUCAGUUACUUUCAGGUAAUGUUUGCCUUUGUACUGUGUUUUUGUAACAUGACUUACUCUGUUAAUGAAGCGAUUCAAUUAAACUUUUCUCUCUGAAGAUUAUUCACGUCCCCUGCUGGUAAAGACAUAUUUUGGAUUGGGAGUGAACAAGGGUAAUGUAAAGUUGAGAUAUCCUAAAAGCGGGACAGGAAAAAAAAAACCCACAACAAUUCACUGGCAACCUUCUGUACCACAAAAGAAAACAAAGUACAAACACCCUUCUCUUUAUGAAACUUGAGU
Athene cunicularia (burrowing owl) is the source of this 3213-nucleotide messenger RNA. RefSeq names its product stabilizer of axonemal microtubules 2 (gene SAXO2). The transcript is spliced from 4 exons. Gene Ontology annotation, molecular function: microtubule binding. Gene Ontology annotation, cellular component: sperm flagellum; centriole; ciliary basal body. The coding region runs from base 1 to 1374 and encodes 457 amino acids. Gene Ontology annotation, biological process: microtubule anchoring. Lineage: Eukaryota; Metazoa; Chordata; Aves; Strigiformes; Strigidae. The record is from RefSeq and is a predicted model, not a curated record.